GUAAAGUUGCCACUGCCAUUUCCCAAUCAAAACUGGUAAGCAAAAAGGAAGAGAGAGAGGGAGAGAGAGGCGGUGGAAACAAAUACAAAGAGAGGGACAGGAAGAGAGCGCCAAAAAGACGAUCUGAGAUAUCUAAACUUCUGCUCCCAAGAUCUUCAUAUUGGCUGUGGCUAAAAAUCUGGUCGCAGGAGGAGAAUUGUUAACGUCCUUUUGAUGGACUGAAAAACCGAUUACUAGUAAAUUGGGUCUGGUUUAAGAUAGAUGAUGGCUAUCGCAGAUGAUAAAACGUCGACCCAUGGGAAGGUCUGGAGUCUGUGUCGAAUGCCCUUUUGGCAAUCGGGGAAUGCUUCUUCUUCAUCUUCUUCUCAGAGUCUUCAGCCCCAGAAUCAUCACCACCAACACGUCGAUGGAUCCAAUCCCCAUUCAUUGAACACGGUUUCAUCCGUUGCAAGAUCCUUACUUCCAACCCGGCGUCGUCUCCGUCUCGAUCCGGCGAACAAGUUAUACUUUCCAUAUGAACCUGGUAAACAAGUCAGAAGCGCGGUUAGAAUUAAAAACACCAGCAAGUCUCGUGUAGCUUUCAAGUUUCAAACAACUGCACCAAAGAGCUGUUUCAUGCGUCCUCCAGGGGGUAUCCUUGCUCCUGGCGAAAGUAUUAUUGCAACUGUUUUCAAAUUUGUGGAACAUCCAGAAAACAAUGAGAAACAAUUAGAUCAGAAGUGCAAGGUGAAGUUUAAGAUUGUGAGCCUAAAAGUGAAGGGCGGAAUGGAUUAUGUACCUGAGCUGUUUGAUGAGCAAAAGGACCAAGUUGCAGUGGAGCAGAUAUUGCGGGUUGUCUUCUUAGAUGCGGAUCGUCCCAGCCCUGCAAUGGAAAAAUUGAAGCGACAGUUGGCUGAGGCCGAGGCUGCACUUGAGGCACGUAAGAAACCUCCAGAAGAUACGGGUCCACGAAUUGUUGGGGAAGGACUAGUCAUAGAUGAAUGGAAAGAGCGCAGAGAAAGAUAUCUGGCUCGUCAGCAGGUUGAAGGGGUUGAUUCAGUGUAAAGUGGGUAGUGCUUUUCUUUCCUGUUGUAAGGCUUCUUUACUAGGAAAGAUCUUUGAUUUUCUGCGAAUGAAGAAUGUAUCAUUACCUAGGGGGUUAAAGUGAAGGGAAGAUCUGUAUGAACGUUCGGCUCAGAAACAAUAAUAGAAUUUGACAUGGUAAAAUUUGAGAUGAACAUAGGUGGAAUUUAGUGUGCUUGAUUCUGGGCACAUGUCCUACUUGUAGAUAAAGAGAUUUUGCUUCUUAUGGAAAUAAAAUUGUUUUCUGUGGGAAGUAAUGCAUCCAGGAUAUCUGUAUUGUUUUCGGUUGAGUGUAGGGGUGAAGAGCCAUGGAGUGAUUUCAUGAUUAA
This is a messenger RNA of Nelumbo nucifera (sacred lotus), 1391 nucleotides long. Its product is annotated as vesicle-associated protein 4-1. Lineage: Eukaryota; Viridiplantae; Streptophyta; Magnoliopsida; Proteales; Nelumbonaceae. Gene Ontology annotation, biological process: endoplasmic reticulum membrane organization. The record is from RefSeq and is a predicted model, not a curated record. Gene Ontology annotation, cellular component: endoplasmic reticulum membrane; plasma membrane.